ACACAAACCGGAAAGACUGACUGCAUGGUUGGUACAUGCUGUAGAGACAGUUGUACGUGUUUGCACUCAGAUUUCUUUUUAUUAAUAGAGACAUUCAUUUAAAUAUUCAUUGUUUUACUCGGCAGUCUGUUAUCGGUCGUCGUUAUCAUUAUAGCUUUAAAAAGAAAAACAUUGAUGGCCUAGAUAAUGAAUGUUAGUGUGAACUUUUUCGUGUAUGUGGUGGUUUAAGCAGAAUUAAACUGCGUGUUAAUUUUACUUUUUAAUCCACUGUUAGAAAUGUCUAAAGCAAAGAUAAAGGAGGCCACUUCGGCUAUUAGUAUACAAACAAACAAGCAAACUAAUUGCGUGAAGGGAAAAGACAAAGCUGGCAAGAAACGAAAAUACUUCUACCAACACAUGGAGCCUAAAGCGAAAGAAGCGAAGAAAAACGCAUUUCUUCCGCCCAGAGAUUCUGCAGAGUUUUCGGCUAACUGGAAGACUCUUCUUAUGGUGCUCAACUCAGAAGAGAACUCAAAUGCAAAAAAGCUUUCAUCAUUACCUAUUAAAGAAUCCCACAAAGUUGCACAAAGCAUAAAUGAACACACACAAAAACCAGCACGUAAAGACUUAAAUAAAUCAUUUAACAGGGGGAAAUUGCAAAAAUCCAAAUUGACUGGAACAGUACAAAGUGGGAAUCAUCCUAAACAACACAAAACUGAAAAGAGGAUGAUGAACGAUGAAGAGGCAGGACGAAAAAAAGAGAGAGACAAAAAGAAGAAAUUUGAAGAGUUGGAAAAGAAGCCAACGGAGGCAGAAAUCUGGUUUGAUGACGUUGACCCUGAUGACAUUGAGGCCGCUGUGGGCUCGGAGGCUGCUGACAUUAUGAGGAAGAGGACCGGUGUGACUAAAACAGAUGCUAAAGAUACACAGCAGAGCACAGAAAUGUUGCUAGUCAAGAAGAGCACUUGUGAUGGAUUGACACGUGCUGUUGCUAUGGAUUGUGAGAUGGUCGGUGUGGGUCCUGGAGGAGAGGAAAGCAUGCUGGCACGUGUCUCCAUUGUAAACUACUUUGGCAAGUGUGUCUAUGACAAAUAUGUUAAAUCAACACAGAAAGUCACCGAUUACAGGACAGCCGUGAGCGGCAUUCGGCCUGCUGACAUCCAGCACGGGGAGAGCUUCAAAACAGUACAACAGGAGGUGGCAAAGAUACUGGAGGGACGAAUACUAGUUGGACAUGCCAUCCAUAAUGACUUAAAGAUUUUAUUACUGGAUCACCCAAAAAGAAAUACAAGAGACACUCAAAAAUACAAACCAUUUAAGAAGAUAGCGAAGAGUGGACGCCCGUCGCUGAGGGUUUUGUGUCGGGAGAUUCUGAAUGUGAAAGUUCAACAGGGAGAGCACUCGUCUGUCCAAGAUGCUCAGGCUACCAUGCGUUUAUACACACUGGUGAAGAAGAAGUGGGAGACAGAGCUUAAAGUCAGCAGGACUCAGAACAUGGACCAGAAAAGCUCUUGCAAACCCAAACCAAAGCCAACUUGAAAAAAAAACUCAAAAUCCAAACACAAAUGGACAAUGGAAAUUAAUAAAAUGCAGCUAAAACAAAAACACACACCACGGUAAAUGAGUUCCAAGUGACAAGUGUGUCUGUCACAUUACAUGAAUGCAGAACUUACAGUUUUGUCAGACUUAACAUCUGUCCUGGCAUCUCUAAUAUUGGGUCAGUUUAAGGAUCGUAUACACAUCAUAGGGGAAUGCAGAAGUGAAUAAUAUGCAAUUUCACUGGUAUAUUUCUUUAAUUUUGCAACCCUAUACAAAUGUUUCACAUAUUUGUGCAUACAUAAAACAUAUUUUUGAUUUUCAGAACUAAUGGGAACUUUCUCACAGUUUGUUUUGUUAUUCAUUUUAUUCAGUCAUUUUAAGUGCUUUUUAUUAAAAGACAUGGACGCUGUA
Silurus meridionalis is the source of this 1929-nucleotide messenger RNA. RefSeq names its product REX4 homolog, 3'-5' exonuclease (gene rexo4). Gene Ontology annotation, molecular function: 3'-5' exonuclease activity; nucleic acid binding. The record is from RefSeq and is a predicted model, not a curated record. Gene Ontology annotation, cellular component: nucleus. Gene Ontology annotation, biological process: rRNA processing; DNA catabolic process. The coding region runs from base 277 to 1518 and encodes 413 amino acids. The transcript is spliced from 8 exons. Lineage: Eukaryota; Metazoa; Chordata; Actinopteri; Siluriformes; Siluridae.